Molecule: messenger RNA, 1164 nt
Organism: Prunus avium (sweet cherry)
Lineage: Eukaryota; Viridiplantae; Streptophyta; Magnoliopsida; Rosales; Rosaceae
Biological process (GO): protein folding
Cellular component (GO): cytoplasm
Source: RefSeq, a predicted model, not a curated record
UCUUUCUUUCUCAUACAAGAAAAGUGCUUGACAGAACCCAAAAGAAAUGCAAAUUGCUGGCUUCACUCUCUGGUCGAAUCAAAUCGAAGAACGAAAUUGAACAAGUACAUAAAUCUAGGCUAAGUAACUGAAAACGAACUUAACAAAGGAGAAGGAAGUUCCAGAGAGAGAAAGAUUGAGAGAGAAUGGCGGACUAUCACUUUGUAUACAAGGACGUGGAAGGAGCAUCGACGCAAUGGGACGACAUACAGAGAAAGCUAGGGAACCUACCGGCAAAGCCACCGGCGUUCAAGCCAGCACCUUUCACUCCAGCCGAGGACGAAGCCUCUCUUCCAAAGGACAAGUCCUGGAUCGAUGAAAAGACCGAACAGGACCUGGAAGACCUGGAAGACAAUCCCGAUCUUGACGACGAUCGCUUCCUUGAGGAUUACAGGAAGAAGAGGCUGGCUGAGUUGAGAGAAGCAGCUAAGGUUGCGAGAUUUGGAUCAGUUGUGCCGAUUUCAGGAUCAGAUUUCGUGCGGGAGGUUUCGCAAGCUCCAGCUGAUGUUUGGGUUGUUGUGGUUCUCUACAAAGAAGGAAUUGCAGAAUGUGGAGUGUUGAUGCAGUGCUUGGAAGAUUUGGCUACGAAAUACCCAGCUACCAAAUUUGUCAAAAUAAUAUCAACCGACUGCAUCCCAAAUUACCCAGAUCGUAAUGUUCCCACUGUUUUGGUGUACAACAAUGGUGCUGUCAAAGCAAAUUACGUGGGCUUGCAGAGCUUUGGCAGGAGAUGCACGCCUGAAGGUGUGGCAUUAGUCCUCUGCCAAUCAGAUCCUGUGCUCAAUGAUGGCCAGAGCGGAAAUGAUCGGUCAAGGAAAGCUGUGAUCGACGGAGUUCGCAAGAGGUUUAUAGAGAAAGUUGUGACGGAGCAUGAAAAUGAUGACGAUGGAUCUUCAAGUGAUUAGGCUUUAUAUUUGUCCCUUUUGUAAGAGUUUGAGUUUAGAUGGAUCAAAAUGACUCUUGUUUGUGCAUCUUUUUUGUUCUUGUACAACCUUUUUGGUUUUCCCAUUAUUUGUGAAAGAGUAUGAUUGUGAUGUGUUAAGAGUAAUGACGUGAACUUUGUAUGAUACUAGAAUACGGGUAUGCGAUUUACCAAAAAUACAAAGAAUACGGAUUUAGUAUCAA